CACCCACAAGCAAUUUGGAAAUUGGAAUGGUUUCCCUUCUUCUCACAUGUCUCAUCAUCACUUCAUUAUCAAGAUACAGUAAUGGGGAGAUGAGCAGCUUUAGCUUACCAUCUUAUAAAACAACAGCUAUAUUUCUGAACACAAUUAUUGCUAAUAACAUUAGCUUAAUAUUGAAUUACAGUUCUGAAUGUAGCAUUAGUAGAAGGUCAGUUUCAUUUGCUACUUUAAAAUAAUGACUGUGUUGCUAGCACGGCUUUGCUAAUUCAAUGUACAUCUCCUGGUUUUCAUAAUGUGAAACUUCAAAUUGAAAAUGAAACUCUGUCUACUUGGGUUCCAUUUGACAACACUCCAUAUUGCUACUGGUGGGAUGCUUUAUAUGUUUAUGAUGUCAAUGCCACUUCAUUCUCUCAGGCUCUUUGUUUGGAUAGAUAAUGGCCAGUCAUCCACCAUUUCACCAAAUUUACUUACUCAUCAAUUUUGGCAAGUAGGGGAUUACCCACGGAUAGUCCCUUCUAGUAGUAAUAACAUGAUAGUGCACUAUAUAGGAUUCAAUAACAGUUUUUGGGAAUUCCAGUUCUUAGAAUUAGUAAGUGAUGUAUACUCAUACACACUGACUAUUGAUGAUAGUAUAAUUAGUCUAUUGGACUGUAUUGUCAGAUCAACUAGUUUUGUCAUCAGUCGACCAAUGUAUUCCAUUGAUUCACUAAUUACAGUACAUAACCAAGUGGCCACUUUAUUGAACGACACAAGUAAUGGGUUACAGCUGUUUAGAGAUACUGCUGCACCUUCUGUUGCCAUAGCAAUACAAAGAAAUAUAAAUAUCAUGACACAGGAUGGUUUUAGAACAUAUUUUGCAUUUGAAUUAAUGGUUAUACUGGUAGUAUUAAGGAUAUAGUGUACACCACUACACCAGUACUGGUAUAGUACUAUUGAUUGACCAAGAGAUCAUCACACUAAUGAAUGAGGGUACAUCAAUCCACUCUCCCUCUGGUUUAACAUCCUCCAUAUUAGAAAAUAAUGUCUUUCAUAUAACUGGUAGAGGAAGGGACAUUAUCUAUGAUAAUUAUGAUAUUGUCAUUGCCUGGUCACAUACUGUAAUGUUAUUAUAUGUAUCUAUUGAUGGUGGGAAGAGUUUUAGUAAUGUUACCAUACCAAUAUCUAGGGAUAAUAUCACCAUUCAGUCCUUGCAAGUUCAUCCUGUAAAAGAUGAAGCUUUAAUGUUCUAUACAGCAAACAAUAAUCAAACUUUCUUUCUGCACUAUGAUGUAAGGCAAAACGAAUGGUCUAAUGCAACAGUUAGCAAUGGUAAUGGUCCUGAGCAGCUGCUAGUAAAAUAUUUCCCUUCUCCUUUUGGUGACCUGAUAGUCUGGGGAAGACAGUCAAUGUAUUAUUCUUUAACUGGAGAUGAUUUACUACCAUUGAGCAUCCUUCAAAACCAUUCAUCUGAAUAUCAAUGGAGGAAUGACGAAUAUAUAAGGCAUGUUGAUACAGGCUCUUCGGGACAGAUAGCAUUAGUUCUUUCUGAUGGAUCUCUUUUCUAUGGAAGAAUAGCCACAGGUCAACUAUUAAAGAUCUUAUAUUAUGUCAAUGAAAACAGUACAAUAUUCUUUGAUUCAUUGGGGAAUCUAAAAUUCCUAUCAAUGCUGGAGAGUGGCAGUAUUUCAGUUAGAACAGUACCAGUAUAUUCACUGCUGCUCUCAGCACUCUAUCCUCCUCUUGCCUGCCCUUAUCUUCAAUGGACUCACAAUAUAGCCCAAUCUAAUGUAUAUUACAUUGACAUUCGUGAUACUUUUACAGUCUGGGUAUCUUUAGUACCAAGAGUCUGGUCACCAAACAAUAUAUCUGUAUCAUUCAGUAAUGUUAGGGCCAUAAAUAAGGACAUACAAUCAACUGAAGAACAAACUGCUCUACAAGGAUCAGUGAAACGUAAUAUGAGUAUUACAGUAACUGCUAAUAAUUCUACUGGUUAUACUGUUAUGAAACUAAGUCCUGUCACUCACUCACUCACUUGUGAUGAAUUAGCUGAAGAGAAUGUAGAGAUAUUUGUAGCCUGUCCACCAGAGCGACAUAUAAGAAUAACAAGAGGAACCACUUGUACCGAAUCGGAAGACUACACAUACACAAUACCAAGUGAUCACUAUGAUUCGGAAAUGAAAGGUCGUACAAAUCUUAAAGGUCUCCAAGACAAAGUUGUUCGUUACAAUGUGAGACAGUGGGGCUGUCCCAUAAGAGUCCUGCACAACGAGAAUUACAAACCAGUUUUAUUUCUAUACGAUGGGAGCACUUUGAAUGAAAGAGUUGGAGUUGAUUUUGUUGUUAGGGAGAUACAUGGUAGGACAGACUUCAGUUACACAGCAACAGCAGAUGAUGUUGGAUGCAGAAGAGCACCUCAGACUUGGCAAGAAAUACUAGCUAAUGCUGAAGACCCUUAUAAAGCAUGGACUCCUCAAAAUUAUCAAAACUGCUUCGAAGGUAGUGGAUCUCUUUCAUCUUCAAGCGCUAAAUUGCCUUAUCAGAUUCUUAACAGCAGCAAUGGUGGCUCUUAUAUUCAGUGGGGAACUCGUAAUGGGGUUUAUGUAUUUGAAGCAACAGUCAUAGCAAAAGACUAUAGUUUUUGUAACUUGACUGUCCUGUUUGCAGUUCAGGUGUACAGUGUACAGAACCUCUCAUACAUUGCUUACAUUCUUUUUGUGGUGACAUGUAUGACAUCUGGUGUGGUUCUCUUUCUCUCGUUUUUAUUCUACAAGAGACUCCUCUAUACUGGCAACCUCUUGUUUAAGAGACAAACAUCAAAGACUAUCAGCAGCAGCAAGAGUAACAGUGGUCAACUUUGAAUGACUUACCACAACAUGUAUACACCUUCCUAUAUCUCUUAUUUAUAAACAAGCAUGCACACAUGUCACAACAUACUAUGUAAUAUAAAUGGGUA
Amphimedon queenslandica is the source of this 2929-nucleotide messenger RNA. RefSeq lists its product as uncharacterized. Gene Ontology annotation, biological process: sperm capacitation; flagellated sperm motility. The coding region runs from base 957 to 2834 and encodes 625 amino acids. Gene Ontology annotation, cellular component: sperm principal piece; CatSper complex. Lineage: Eukaryota; Metazoa; Porifera; Demospongiae; Haplosclerida; Niphatidae. The record is from RefSeq and is a predicted model, not a curated record. The transcript has 29 exons.